GUCACGAUGAAGCAGUGACAAACAUCGACUGAGGAUUGCGACAAUUCUUGCUCUUGCUCUAGCCAUUCAUCCAAUGCGGAAACCUCCCAAGGUCGAAAGACUCCAGAGGAAGGACACUCUUGCGCUAUCAGUAGCCUCCGAAUCUUUAUCUUCCCGAUAUUUUCACGAUGGAGAUGCCGAUUCAGUUUCCAUUCUUUGCUUCAGAUCGCAACCUAAUGUCAAUCUGCUCAGCGACUGCCGGGCAGGCUUGGGAAUCUAAAAUUGUCGGACCGUGGCCGCGCUGUACUCCUUACCUGAUCAAUUUGAGAUAUGUAAACAGCAGAGGCACAUACCAAUCCUGUGGUGAAGUUGCGAUUUCAUCUUCGUUCGGGCGCGACGUAUCCCAAAUUGACAAUGUGGAGAAUCAUCAUCAUGAUGAAGCGUGCAUGGUGUAUUAAGAUCAAAACCCUUCUAUCCUCGAUCUGCGCUGUGCAUAAGAGAUGCAACCCGCGGAUACCGUGCGCGUGCGGUGUUCUUCAUUCCUUUUUUCCUCGCCCGGGCCUCUUUUCCAUCGUUUCCAUUCGUUCCUCCUCGCGCUGCGAGUCGUUCUCUAUCCAACAUUUCUCAAUCCUCCGCCAUUUCUCUUGGACUUGUAAUUAUGGGCGGAGUUGAGCUCCUUUUUGGCCCCAUGCUACUUGGCGUGGUGCUCAAUCUCAUUCUAUACGGGAUGUCAGAAUACCGUCGCCGGUUUCCCAAGUGCGCAACUUUCGCUCGUCUCAGAGUCUCCGUCCUGAUCCCCCUCAGUGACCUCAAAUGGAUCCGACUGCUCAUGCACUAUCUGAUGCUCGUAGAGACGGCCAAUGUCGUUGUCGAGCUCGGCAUUAUCUUCGAGCCGUUGAUUGUCAACUACGGAAAACCCGAAGCCUUGAUCUUCGCUCCAAAACUCAUGGCAGGAGAUCCGAUCUUCAUUUCGAUUGUGGCAAUGCCCAUCCAAGUCUUCACCGCUUGGAGACUCAAAGUCAUCACUCGGUCCUACAUAAUGCCAGCCGUGAUCUGUGUCCUCUCGCUGACAUCCUUCGGAUUCGGAGCGCUCAUGUCCAUUAACGUUGGAACAACACGCCGGUUCAGCGACUUUGGGAAAUUCACGGUGAUAUCCGCGGUCUGGCUAACUUGCAGCGCUGUGUGCGACCUUGUGAUCGCUAUCUCAAUGAGCUAUGCCUUGCUCAAGCGAAAAUCUCCUUUUGCUGGGAAUGUAAACGGAUAUAUCGAUCGGAUAGUGAAAUUUGUUGUUGGGACAGGGUCUAUGACGGCUGCAGUGGCUCUCACAGACAUCCUCCUCUUUCUCCUCGUGCCGCGCACUUCACUUAACUUCCUCGUGGACUUCCCGCUCUCGAAUCUGUACACUAUAUCUAUGAUCACGAUGCUGCUUUCUCGCGACCCGGCGAAACUGGCACAAGCGACCAGUACGACACAGGUGCCCCAACUGGAUGGGCUCAACGAGAAAGCGGCGAGCAAACGGGCGACUUUCUCCUUUGCUGCCUUGCAAGAAAGGCCUGCCUUCGAUCCAGUGGCCUCUUUCUCGACUACGGAACCGGCUGACAUCGAGAUGCAACUUCCCCGGUCCUUGCAGAGUCCGGCGGUGGACACCCCAGUGUCAUCCAGACCCGUGACGCCCGUGCGAUCGUUCCCUGUCCGCCCCAUCUCCCGUGCCAGAACGCUGAGCCGCGGUGGCGAGUCCGAAGACGAGAGCGGCAGUGUUUCGAGCAGAACGAACAGGAUACCGCGCAAACCUGUGCCGAUGCCCAAGCGAUACGAAAAUCAUCGGCACAGUCGGUCUAUGGAAUCCGCCAGAUCCAUGGAGCGAUUGCGGGCGUAUCGUUCCACAGAAACCCUGGUGUCAUCGGCUUCAAUGAACACUCUCGUAUCCGAUGCCCGACCCGAAACGUCCAGUCCACACAUCAGACCCAGCGUCGAGCUGCCCGCAGAACUCGGCCGGCGUCAGAAACGGGCAGUCGAGUAUGAUACAAACGCGAGAUACGCAGCCCGCAUAUAGCUACUCUAGCAUAUACCAUUACGAGUGCGCUCUCGCCUAUCGCGAAUGUCGCUAUCCGUCUUGCCCAAAAUUCUCGGCCCCGGAGCAGAGCGUUCUCGACACAACGGGUGGCUGGAGGAGAGCUUGCCGCGAGUGGUGACAAGCAGGACAAGGAUUUAACGGGUAU
Molecule: messenger RNA, 2198 nt
Organism: Mycena citricolor
Lineage: Eukaryota; Fungi; Basidiomycota; Agaricomycetes; Agaricales; Mycenaceae
Source: the annotation of a GenBank genome assembly